ACCAUGGACUGUGUCGCUUGCCAAAGUGGUGUUUUCUUUUGCACAGUCCAUAUUAGCACAAGCGGCUGUACAAACUGUGCUUAGCUAGCAAUCUGUCAGUCGUAAUUAAAAAGCGAUGUGCUGUAGUUCUACUCUCAGCUAGCAUUGCGUCAUUUGCAUUUCUUUAACACAUGCGAGACAGGCUGGAAUGGUUGCAUUUCAAUGGAGACUCUGCCAAAAACACUCGCAGCUGAUGCUACGCGGGAAACGGAACCUUAUCCACCACCACCAACCUGUGGACCGGUGCCUGACAGUCUGUCUCUGCCAUCCUACAAAGACUACCCAGCUCACCGACCUUUUAUCAACACACUUGUGCAUCACAGACCUCAAACACACACUCAUCAAUCAUAUGUUCCAUCAUCACCCAUCAAAGCCUUCCCUGAGACCAACAGUACUGUGAUCUUAUCUGCCUUGAGGAACCUCCAAGAAAAGAUCAGGAGGUUGGAGAUGGAAAAAGGACAUGCAGAGCGGAGUCUGCAUGCACUGGGAAAAGAUGCUUCACAAACACUUCUACAGAAUGAAGAUAUUACACCGAGACUCUUAAAUGAUCAAAAAGACCCAGAAAGACAAAGAAGUGCCCAGUCCAACUGCAACCAAGUGCUGAUCAACCACCUUGCUGCCGCAGAGUCUCGCUGUUUGAAGCUGGAGCGACAGCUGGAUCACAUGAGGAGGAUGCUGCGCAAUGCCAGAACAGAAAGGACCAACCUGCUCAAACAGCAGGCCAUCUUGCAGAAAGCCAAAUCAGCUGAGUGGCAAUCUGACACAGCAUCACAGUAUGCUCAGUUGGACAAGCUGGAGAGACUUGAGCAGGAGUAUCUCAGACUGACACGUACACAGAACAUUUCCGAGAUGAAGAUCCUUGAGUUGGAGAUGAAACUACAGGAAGAGGAGUACCAAAGAAAGCUCAUCCAAGACAAGGCCAACCAACUACAGACGGGGUUGGAGGCCAGUAGGAUCCUGCUGCAGUCUGUGUCACCGUGCCGAUCCACCAAGAAGUCCAAAGAGAAGAAGUCCAAUACAAAGAAAUCAUCGCAGCAAUAUUCCUACACAGAGCCACAUUAUAGACUGAGCCUGAGAGAUGUACCCUUUGUUGCUGGAACGUCAGUAGGCUGCAGCCACUCGGUCAGAGCCAACGUCCAGUCAGUUUUGUCUCUCCUGAAGCAACACCAGCCCCACCUCUGCAACAGCCGCGUCCUCUCACGCAACACAAACGGCUCCGGCACAGACGGCCACCGGCGUUCAGACAGUUCCUCUUCUUCCUCUUCGGCUAGCGGGGAGGAAUUAUCGGAGCUGCUGCAAGCCCUGCAGGAGGAGCUGCGACUCAUGAGCUUGGAGCAUGAUGAGUUAAUGAGGCAGGUAGAGGAUUGUGUGUUUGAACAGGAAAGAAAGGAACUUCGGAGAGUGCAGGAGAGGCUGUUGUUGAAAAUGGAGAGGAAAGGAGAGCAGAUCAGUAAGCUGUACAAGCACAAGUCACAGAUAAAAAAGUUAAGAAAAGAAGCCAAUUGCAGGCAGAGCAAUGGGAAUGAGGUGAGGGUGUCUACCACAGUGUCCACCAGAGGUCACUCUGCGGCAGCAGUCAAAGCUAGACCAGGAGACAGAAGCAAGAUGAAUCUGAGGCUCCUGAGGGACAUGAAGGCUCUGCAGACCUCAUUACGGACCUGACACUUGCCCACACUUUAGGUCACUCUUGUUGGUGCUAUUUACCUACCCUCAGCAAUUACUUCAACUUCAAAACAGACACUGGCUGAAAAACACUAGAUGAACACGAAGAACCAGCCUGUGUUUACCAAGCGUCUAUUUGAUGAGCAGGUUCAAGAGCAUAUGACCUGAAAUUCUUUAAUAUGUUUUUACUAGAAUAUUUGAAAAGACUGUGGUAUGAGUCAGAUUUAAGAUGUCACUGAUGAUCAACACUAAAUGACUUGUUGUUUUUUCUUAAUGAUUUCUCAUAUUACUGUCUGACAAUAUGUUGAGAAUAUUUUAAAGAAAACUGGGCUUUAAAUGGUACUUGAUUUAUUAUUUACAAGUACUAUUAAAGAGACAGUGUCUUGGUUCAUGGAGCAUUUUACCCCCAACAUUUUCCUCUUAUCUGUUUUUUUUAUGCCAGUAGAGACUAUUGAAGUCUCUCUACAUCUGUUUUAAAUCCUGCAAUUUGUGUAUGUAAAAGUUACACUUUUAUAUUUUCUAUGCAGUUUUAAAGUCCAUGAUCAUUUCUAGAAGUGGCCCAAAUGUGAGGGGAUUUAUUAUUUUUACAAUCAGGAGUAGCCUGGAUCUUAGUGAAGACACGUUUAUGUUUUUAUGUUUGUGCAGUAUUGGUCCAGUACAUCGUUUUGGUUGUUGAGAUUUUUUUGGGGGGUGAGGGCUGGAUACUGAAAAUUUCCUCAAACCCUCAUGUGCUUGAGGUGCUCCUCUUCCAAAGACUUGUCCUUCCUGCGUUUGAUGCUGGUGUCCGACUUCAGUGAAAUCACAACAUCCAUCAAAUAAAUUCUCCAUUCCUGAUUACUUUUUCCUGAAAUUGUAUGAAACAUUAUACCAUUGCAUUAAAAGACCAUUUAAAUGUC
Pelmatolapia mariae (spotted tilapia) is the source of this 2597-nucleotide messenger RNA. It is a transcript of the gene cep57, whose product is annotated as centrosomal protein 57. NCBI's taxonomy places the organism in Eukaryota, Metazoa, Chordata, Actinopteri, Cichliformes, Cichlidae. Bases 202 to 1701 code for a protein of 499 amino acids. The transcript is spliced from 11 exons. The record is from RefSeq and is a predicted model, not a curated record. Gene Ontology annotation, cellular component: centrosome. Gene Ontology annotation, molecular function: microtubule binding; identical protein binding; gamma-tubulin binding.